AUGUCACUCUACCCAUUCUUCGCUCCACGAUCGGUCUACUCGCCAGUCCACCAUCUUCUGCGUGAAGUGUCGGACCUUGAACGUCAGAUUGAACCAUUAUUCCAGAGUCUGUGCCAAAAUGAGAUGUUCAAGAGCGACAAUGAGAAAUUCAGCGUCAAUUUGAACGUCUCCGACUACAAGCCCGAAGAGCUUAAAAUCGAUCUUGAUGGCCGCAAGUUGAAGAUCGAAGGAAAUCAGAAGGUUGAGAAUGAGCACGGCUUCUCAAAGAGAUCAUUCUCGAGGAUCGUGCUCCUUCCGGAAGACGCUGAUCUCGCCGCCAUCACCUCGAACCUCACCGAAGACGGCCAGUUGAGCAUCGAGGCUCCACGCGUUCCAAAGGAUACCGGUCGAAGUAUUCCGAUCAACGUGAAUCCAGCGGUGAAAGACACGCCAAAGGAGAACGGAAAAACAAUUCGAAUACUCUAUUCGAGUGCUGUAUUCCACAAAAAUCUCAAUUAUCUCUUUAUAUGGGUAUCAGUGUCAUGGUUUGAAUCUCUGGUGUUCAAGGUGAUUUCAACUUUCUACAUCACAGGAAUCGCGAAUUCGGGAGUGCCCGAGAAUCAUACGCAAUUCUGGUAUUCUCGAAAUCCGGCAUUAUUCCCGAGAAUCGAAUCAAUUUCUGGAAUUCGACCUCUUCACAUCGCUAGCUUAUUGCGUUGGCAUUAUUUCUUCACAAUCACCACUAUGAUUUUCUGUACAGCAGCCGAAAGACUCUGCGCAACAUAUUUCAUUCUGGAUUAUGAAUCGAAGCGACGAACCUAUAUAUUCUAUCUUAUAAUGGUUUUCUCGAAUCUAUUCAAUAUUCCAAUGUCAUUUUUGACAUAUUAUAAUAUUCUUCAGCUUCUUCAUGCAUUCCUAUAUAUGGUGAUUGCGAAUAUCGCAGCUGGCCUGAUGUUCACAGCCAGCCUUAUAGUGAAUAAUCGCAUCAUAAGGAAGUUUAGUAAAGACGCUUCGAGCUAUACACUUCCCAUUAGAUUUCAAGCGCGAGAAAAUAUUAAAGCGAUCAAGAUGAUCGAACGCAUCAUAAUUGUCGGCUUCAUCCUCAUAGCCUUCGGCUUUCUUUGUGUGGCCGCUCUCCUCUACAACAUUUAUCCCAAUUCGAAUACUAUCGUUUUAUUUCUCUUCGAGGUUGUCGCUCAUUUGAAUCCCAUGAUAAUAUGCCCUUUGGUGCUAAUGUCGCUGAACAAGUGGGACGAUCGAUUUGAACAAAAAAAGUCCAUCGAAUACCGCAACGAGACCGACGUCUACUUCAAGCAGUUGAAGAAUGCAUGGGAAUAA
Messenger RNA from Caenorhabditis bovis, 1317 nucleotides. NCBI's taxonomy places the organism in Eukaryota, Metazoa, Nematoda, Chromadorea, Rhabditida, Rhabditidae. The record is from the annotation of a GenBank genome assembly.